Molecule: messenger RNA, 1332 nt
Organism: Aspergillus nidulans FGSC A4
Lineage: Eukaryota; Fungi; Ascomycota; Eurotiomycetes; Eurotiales; Aspergillaceae
Product: bifunctional triacylglycerol lipase/ester hydrolase
Exons: 7
Coding region: 1-1332 (443 amino acids)
Biological process (GO): lipid storage
Cellular component (GO): lipid droplet
Molecular function (GO): lipase activity
Source: RefSeq, a predicted model, not a curated record
AUGUCGGUUUGCAAUUGGUUCGUGGUACUCGCGUGGAUCGCUCAUUCGCAUGGUGGCUCUGGUCCGGCUCUUGACUCUCGUCAAGUCACCUACUCAUUAUCAAAGCUCAGUCCUGCUCAAUUGCAGUCCCUGGAGGACAUUACCUCCUCAUCGCCUCGGGUACAAAACGACCAUUUCAAGCCGGAGCCCAAAAGCACGUACUUCAUAUAUACUACAUUCAUCCACCGAGUCUCAUCAACACCCACGACGCUACCACUCUACAAUCAGGAUCGAAAUGACCCUGCCCGAACCCCACAUCGCCGCAGACAGUUUCUUCCACAGAAUACCAUCACUAGGCGACUAAUUUCCUAUUACCAUGUCUUCCUCUCCCUGCUCAGCAAGAAUAUAGCAUCCAGCCAACUAGCAUGCCAUAACGGAGUGCAUAUCGUGGGUUAUAGUCUCGCAGGUUUUGAGCUUGAGACCGGGGCUGUUCAAAACGAAGACGGAAGGCAAAUCUACGACCUUGAGGAACAGAUAUGUUUCGUGCAGAGGCGAUUAAGGGAGAAUAUGCGGCGCUUACGCGCAGAUCCCACCGUUUCAAAGCAUCAUGAUCUUGGUUCUGAUGCAGCAACUGAGACUGAGACACCGAAACCGAAAGUCAUCCUUAUCGGCCAUUCGGUUGGCACGUAUAUUGCGAUGGAGAUUCUACGACGACAUCUUGAACGGCAGAGCACUCCUAGCGACGAUGACGAUGUCGCAGUUGACUUCGAAAUCGCUGGUGGCAUAAUGCUCUUCCCCACAGUCCUUGACAUUGCAAAGUCCCCAUCGGGGCAGAAAUUAACUUUUCUCCUCCGCAUAAUCCCGCAGCUAGCGCUCAUGGUCUCCAUCUUCGCGUGGGUCCUGACGACAGUCCUUCCUGAUGGUCUUCUGCGAAGCCUAGUCCGGUGCGUGAUGCGCUCGCCGCCUGAGGAUGCGGUUGAUGCCACGACGAGGUUCUUGAAAAGUCGACGGGGUGUAAGGGAGGCUUUACAUAUGGCGGCAGAUGAGAUGAGGACAAUCACCUCUGAUAAAUGGAGUGAUGAUGUUUGGGGUGUGUCGCGCGCUACGCAUAAGAGCGACGCACACUUGACGUCCAAACCGCCAAUCCAGCUACUAUUCUACUUUGGACGUAACGACCAUUGGGUCGCGGAGAAGACGAGGGAAGAGAUCCUUGCUGCGCGAGGUGGGAUGCGGACUGGGCAUGGACCGAAGAUGGUUGUGUGUGAGGAAUCUGUGCCACAUGCGUUCUGUCUGAGGCACAAUGAGAUCAUGGCGCGUAAAGUGGCUGAUAUGGUUCAGGAGGUGUUAAACUAA